GGUGGGCGUGAGAAACAUCGUAGUUCUCAACGAUUACGACUCGAUCAAAGAAGCGCUUCACAAGAAGGACUUGCUGUGGAAAGCCGAAGGCUUGACACGAUCGCCAAAAGUUGGACUAGUCACACCAAACGGGAAGACAUGGUUGGACAACCGGAAGUUCACGGUUCAGGCGCUUCGAGACCUUGGCCUAGGAAAGAAGUCCGGAGAGGAACGGGUCGCGGAACAAGUCCUCAAACUAGUCGAAGACAUCGGAAAGACAGCCGGAGCCCCCGUGAACUUCAGGAACCACGUCUGGCCGAGCGUGGCCAACAACAUAGGGUCGAUGCUGUUCGGCACUGCUUUUGGGCCCGAGGACCCCAGGCGCACAGCUCUGAACCUCCUGUUGCGGACGGGUUUGGAUGCCCUCGCCCAGGGUCCCAACUUCAGCGUUCUGCCUCCCUUGCUGGACAAGGCGUUAGCAAUGCUACCUUUCACAAGGGCCGGAAGGAUUAAGCGCAUCAUCUCUCAACUCAGAGGCUUUUGCAGCCUGCAGAUUGAUGAUCACGAAACUCACUUCAGUGAAAGCUCCGUGUGUGACUUCAUUGAUGAGUACUUUCUCAAGAUGAAGGCUCAAGAACAUGACCCCACCUCAAGCUUUACGAAACAUCAUCUACUUCAUUCUGUACUUGACCUUAUUGCCGGAGGAUCGAACCCGGUGAUGGUGAGCAUCUACUGGCACAUGCUCAACUUCGCCAAGCAUCCAGACACUCUGCAGGCGGAGGUGCAGAAAGAGAUUGACCUGGUGGUUGGGCGGGACCGCCAACCCAGCUGGGACGACCGCCACCGCAUGCCCUUGACCAUGUCCGUCAUGUGGGAGAUGCAUCGCUGGAGACUCAUCCUUCCCCUCGGAACACCCCGAUUGGCAGUAUGUGACACGGACGUCAAGGGAGUAACCAUUCCCGAAGGAACGGCGGUUUUUACAAAUUUCUGGGCGGUCCACACGGAUCCCAAGCUAUGGAAGGACCCCGAAGUGUUUGACUCCAAACGAUUCCUGGUCAAUGGACAAGACGCAACUCUGACCGCACCAGAGCACAUUCUCCAAUUUUCUCUCGGAAAGCGCAACUGCCCCGGUGAACUUCUGGCUAACACGCAGAUAUUUCUGUACGUCACGAGUCUUCUGCAGAAGUUCCGAGUUCUACCCGACCAUGGAGAGGACAUCAGCUUAGACCCUCAAACCGUCUUCAUCCUGAUGCCCAAGGAACAGAAACUUCGUUUCGUUCAACGAUAGUUUGUAACCAGCCACAUGCGUCUUGAACACCAUUUGUGCUUCACGGGUGAAGGCUGCUCAAUACACUUUGGAAUGUACGCGUCCAAACAUUAUGGACGACAAACGACAUGUUUUCCCUUCGAAAUUCAGUUUGCUUAAGAAGCAGACGGCAAAUAAUAAAGUCAUUCAUAUUUGAAAGUGA
Molecule: messenger RNA, 1448 nt
Organism: Ixodes scapularis (black-legged tick)
Lineage: Eukaryota; Metazoa; Arthropoda; Arachnida; Ixodida; Ixodidae
Product: cytochrome P450 2J2
Exons: 7
Coding region: 323-1267 (314 amino acids)
Molecular function (GO): oxidoreductase activity, acting on paired donors, with incorporation or reduction of molecular oxygen; monooxygenase activity; iron ion binding
Source: RefSeq, a predicted model, not a curated record